Molecule: messenger RNA, 572 nt
Organism: Mus pahari (shrew mouse)
Lineage: Eukaryota; Metazoa; Chordata; Mammalia; Rodentia; Muridae
Exons: 3
Coding region: 1-303 (100 amino acids)
Source: RefSeq, a predicted model, not a curated record
AUGGACCCUCUGGAGUCUGUGAAUGUGCAUCUCGAAUUCUGGGUCUCCAAAGUAUUAUUUGGUGAGCAUGAUUCAAUGCCUAAAAUAUUGGAGGACUUUUUGAAUACCCACGUUUUUCUUGCAUUUGAAAUUAAUUCAAAUGACACUGUCCUGACCAUUUAUGGACUUAAAGCUUUUAAUACUUUUGCAAUGUUUGUGAUUGUGUCGCUAGCUUGCAAUCUCCGGAUCAAACGACGUCGAGCCAGAGCCUGGGCCAGAGGCCUGCAAAGUCCUGUGUGGUGGAAACGGAGCUACUUCAUUUAAGAGGAUGCCUGUCCAGAACCCAUUGUUCAGAUGUCCUUUGCCAUAAUGUCAACCUUGGAACAGCCUUGCCUGUGGAGAGGCCAGCUUGACUACGAUGCCAAGUUCCAGAUCUUUUUGUGCCAGGACAGGUGGGGAGGGCGGGUUACCAGUGUUCUUAAGUAUAGUGUGGUUUUCAUUAUUGCCAUGCCCAGCUUUUAUGUGGGGUUUUAAUGGUUUUAUAAUAAAUAAAAGGUGCAGUCCCGAGAAAGGACCAUACAUUUGACUUACAU